Galeopterus variegatus (Sunda flying lemur) is the source of this 819-nucleotide messenger RNA. RefSeq names its product cAMP-specific 3',5'-cyclic phosphodiesterase 4A-like. The transcript has 7 exons. NCBI's taxonomy places the organism in Eukaryota, Metazoa, Chordata, Mammalia, Dermoptera, Cynocephalidae. The record is from RefSeq and is a predicted model, not a curated record. The coding region runs from base 1 to 741 and encodes 246 amino acids.
AUGUUGGUCAGGGAAGGUCUCCCUGAGGAGGUGACAUUUGAGCUGAGGCCUGAAGGAGGUCAAGGAGGAGCCACUGGAGAUCUGGGCAGGAAAAACAGCCUGCGCAAAGGCCCUGAGGCAGGAAUGUUUCUGGAAUGUUUAGGGACCAGCAAGGAGGAUAUUGUGGCUGGAGCAGACUUCGAGGCAGAGAAUGGGCCAACGCUAUCACCCGGCCGCAGCCCCCUGGACUCACAGGCGAGCCCAGGGCUCGUGCUGCACGCCGGGGUGGCCACCAGCCAGCGCCGGGAGUCCUUCCUCUACCGCUCAGACAGCGACUAUGACAUGUCACCGAAGACCAUGUCCCGGAACUCGUCGGUCACCAGCGAGGCGCACGCCGAGGAUCUCAUUGUAACACCGUUUGCCCAGGUGUUGGCCAGUCUCCGGAGCGUUCGCAGCAACUUCUCACUCCUGACCAAUGUGCCCAUUCCCAGCAACAAGCGGUCCCCGCUGGGCGGCCCACCCCCAGUCUGCAAGGCCACGCUGUCAGAGGAGACAUGCCAGCAGUUGGCCCGGGAAACUCUGGAGGAGCUGGACUGGUGUCUGGAGCAGCUGGAGACCAUGCAGACCUACCGCUCUGUCAGCGAGAUGGCCUCACACAAGUUCAAGAGGAUGCUGAACCGUGAACUCACACACUUGUCAGAAAUGAGCAGGUCAGGAAACCAGGUCUCAGAGUACAUUUCUACAACAUUCCUGGGUGAGUGAAGGGCAGUGUCUGGGUUGGAGGGACACAGAGGCUGGGGGGGCUGCCCUAACCCUGGGUCCUAGUGCCAACAUUUACCC